Messenger RNA from Verticillium dahliae VdLs.17, 666 nucleotides. RefSeq lists its product as uncharacterized. Bases 26 to 643 code for a protein of 205 amino acids. Lineage: Eukaryota; Fungi; Ascomycota; Sordariomycetes; Glomerellales; Plectosphaerellaceae. The transcript is spliced from 2 exons. The record is from RefSeq and is a predicted model, not a curated record.
GCCUCUACGGCAAGAAUCAUGAAUCAUGAAUCAUGACAACUUGCCUGCUUUUGAGUCUCGCGGAUACCGUCAAGAACCUACCAACAUCCCUGCCAACCCCUUCAUUGACUCCAGCACCAUCCACUCCUACUUCAACCCUCACACCGUCAAUCCCGCCUUCGACCCCUUCUUCGCCUCUGGCAAGAUCGAUCCCUUCUUCUUCCCGCAACGCAUGAUUGAACAGGAGAAUAACCCAUUUCUUCACCAUUAUAAUGUCGUGCCGGAUACUACCGAACAGACACCAAUAGUAUUUCAAAGCGACCAAGUAUCCCUUCACUCACCGACACUUCCCACAAGAAGUAACACAGAGGGAUUGAAACGGAGAAGGGGAAGGCCAAUAUUAGGGGACCCGGCGAGUCAAGAUCCAAAGGACCGCCGUCGAAAGAAGAUUCGCGAUGCCCAACGAAACCUUCGAGAUCGACAGACAGAGAGAGAAAACAAAGCGACACGAGAACUUGAAGUGGAAAUGGAAGGGUUCCGAGGAAGGAAAGCUGCCUGGUACAAAUUGGAGGGGUUUCCUGAGAUGGAGGAUCUUCGACAAAUCGAUCCCAAACUAUUCAGUGACAUCAGGGGCAUAAUCAGCCGGACAUCCACUCUACCUUAGUCGAACAAAUGACCUCCCUGUGG